Molecule: messenger RNA, 2034 nt
Organism: Solea senegalensis (Senegalese sole)
Lineage: Eukaryota; Metazoa; Chordata; Actinopteri; Pleuronectiformes; Soleidae
Gene: eif4e2
Product: eukaryotic translation initiation factor 4E family member 2
Exons: 8
Coding region: 113-814 (233 amino acids)
Biological process (GO): translational initiation
Cellular component (GO): eukaryotic translation initiation factor 4F complex; cytoplasm
Molecular function (GO): RNA 7-methylguanosine cap binding; translation initiation factor activity
Source: RefSeq, a predicted model, not a curated record
AAACCGACGUUAAAAACGAAGAAGAGGCACCGCUGUGUAGUGUGCGCGCCGCCUUAGCUGCGGAAUUUAGGAGGCUGUUCUUGGACUCCAACAAACUCUCAGCAAGAAAAUAAUGAACAACAAAUUUGACGCUUUGAAAGACGAUGACAGUGGAGACCACGACCAGGACCAAGGAUCACCGAAAGACAGUGAGAAGGAAAAAAUCGAAGACGAGGACAAGGACCAGAAUUCUACAAGGAAAAAGAUGGUGGUACCAGGGGCAGGGGAGCACCCACUUCAGUACAACUACACCUUCUGGUAUUCCAGACGAACCCCUGGGAGACCAGCCAGCACUCAGAGCUACGAACAGAACAUCAAACAGAUCGGCAGCUUUGCCUCAGUGGAGCAGUUCUGGCGUUUCUAUAGUCACAUGAUCAGGCCAGGGGAUCUGACUGGCCACAGUGACUUCCAUCUCUUCAAAGAGGGUAUUAAACCCAUGUGGGAGGACGAUGCCAAUAAGAUGGGUGGGAAGUGGAUCAUCCGUCUGAGGAAAGGCCUCGCAUCUCGGUGCUGGGAAAACCUGAUCCUGGCCAUGUUGGGGGAGCAGUUCAUGGUGGGAGAGGAAAUCUGUGGGGCUGUGGUGUCAGUACGCUUCCAGGAGGACAUCAUUUCCAUCUGGAACAAAACUGCUAGUGACCAGGCAACCACUGCCCGCAUCAGAGACACGCUACGCAGAGUCCUCAACCUGCCCCCCAACACCAUCAUGGAGUACAAGACGCAUACAGACAGCAUUAAGUAUAGCCUGGGAAGACUUCCAUGGUCUGGUGAAUGCUAGUGCUGGACGUUAGGCCCUCACACAGAGAACAUCUACAAGGGUGUGAAGAUAUGUGAUGCUUUGGGGGUAGACAAGUCCGAGGACGGACACCUCUGUGUGGAUUGGCACUGUGUGAUGUGAAGACAGGAAGUCAGGAACGGGGGCAAGAAGACCGUCACUUCUGUGUGUCGAAUUGCAAAAACGUACAGGAAAGCCUUGCAACGGGACGCUGAACCAAGCCGAAGAGAAAAAUGUGUUAUUUUUAACGAAGCAGAGGGGAGAACACAACCUUCAAUUUUUUUUUAAUUUUAUUUUUUUUGUAACUCGAGUUGUAACAUCUGUUAACCUGCCACCAGAGGGGGCACAUGAAUGGUGCUUGAUCCUAGCUGUUAACAAGUGUACUUGACUAAAUACAACAAAACCAACAGAAACAAAUCCAUUAUAAUGCUAGAUCUGCUUUUAUUGCUUACAUCACAUCCAACUUCCUGCUAUUAAAGUAAGUCUGUGUUCAUCUGUUUUAUUGGGACUCAAACAGGGUUGCAGGUAGAUGUUAUUUUAUUACAGUUCUGUAUUUUAAUGACAACUCCUCGGCCAUUUCGAACUAGAAAUGAUUACUGAUUACAGUUAUUGUGUGCGAUAUAUUUGUAAAUACAGUCCAAGUCAAAGAUCACACAAUUGAAUCAGCGACGAUUCUGCGUCUUUGACCUGGAAGUUGAAUCCCAAAGGAUGAGGACCAUCCUGUGUUGGGCAGAAGGUUGUAUGACCGGCAUCUUCAAAAUGGACUGCCAAGCUGCCUCAAUCACUGUGCCUGUCCUCAAGCCAGACCUGAUAAAGGUCUCCCGCCUGCUGUUUUCGUCUUUACCCACCUUUAAGUAAUCCAAGGGUUGGGCUCUGCUUAAAUGUCCUCAGCAAAGGAGUAUUGUGGUCCUGAAACACUGACCAUUGCUUCUGUUUUGUUGUUUUGUUGUUUUGUUUUGUUUUUUUUUUUUUUAGCAAAAGAGAUGAGUUUGGGCCCCGGGGUCUGGGUCUGUUACAUUUGAUCCCUCAAGAGUAUUUUCGACAUUGAACCAUGUUCAGAAAGCACCUCGAGGUUGUUGACAUGCUGUAAUGCUGCCCAUGUUUGGUAGUGCGAUGAUGUGUGCAGGAGUGAGUGUGUGUAUGUUUCAAAAGACAAGAAACUGAUGGAUGUACACCUCAUGGUUUAUAGCAAUAAAUGUCAAAUAUGCAUCUGUUUGCAUCUA